AUGGCGGCCGCAACUGGCUGUAACUUAACCACUCAUCUCAUCUUCAGGGGUACCCUCCCCUUCAUCCACUCUUACCGGCGCACCAUCGCCGUAGCCUCCGGCGGCCUACCGGGAAAACGCCGCCGCAGCAUCGCCGUCCCACCCCAUAAGGGAAAAUUCGCACCUUCACCGCUGAUAAGAUCCUGUCCUCAGAUUUCCAUUUCCUAUGGGGGAGGAAUAAGAGGAAUGCCGGUGUUAUGCUACUCCACGGAGACGGAGGCGCAGAAUAGCACGGCCGCGACAACCCCGACGACGGUGGGUGAAGAUGAUGGUGCCGCCAUUAGAGAGGCGGCCAACACUCUGGACCUGAGAGUGGGGAAAAUCCUCAAGGCCUGGAGGCACGAGGAGGCCGACUCUCUCUACGUGGAAGAGGUUGAUGUUGGUGAACCCGAGCCCAGAACCAUUUGCAGCGGCCUUGUCAAAUACACUCCCCUUGAGCUUCUCCAGGAUAGGAGUGUAGUUGUUUUUGCUAAUCUAAAGCCUAGGAAUAUGCGUGGUGUGAAGUCUUUUGGAAUGCUGAUGGCUGCUUCUGAUGCCGCACAUGAGAAUGUCGAGCUUAUUGUGCCACCUGAGGGUGCAGUUCCAGGUGAGAGAGUGUGGUUUGGCUCCCUUGACGAAAAGGAUAAACUACCUGAAGUUGCAUCACCAAACCAGGCAAGUUUUUACGAUCAGUAA
Molecule: messenger RNA, 714 nt
Organism: Striga hermonthica
Lineage: Eukaryota; Viridiplantae; Streptophyta; Magnoliopsida; Lamiales; Orobanchaceae
Source: the annotation of a GenBank genome assembly